This is a messenger RNA of Engraulis encrasicolus (European anchovy), 903 nucleotides long. Its product is annotated as unconventional myosin-XV-like. The transcript is spliced from 7 exons. Lineage: Eukaryota; Metazoa; Chordata; Actinopteri; Clupeiformes; Engraulidae. Bases 1 to 903 code for a protein of 300 amino acids. The record is from RefSeq and is a predicted model, not a curated record. Gene Ontology annotation, cellular component: cytoskeleton.
AUGGACAUUAUAGAGGAGCUGUGUUAUGAGAUGGCCGUGCAGAGGAUGGAGGCCAUGGACGAGUACACCAUCUUCAUCGUCACCAACAGAGGUCAGAGUGUGCGGCCGUUGACCAAGCGUGAGUACAUCCUGGACGUGGGUCUGGAGGCGGAGCAGAGUGACCCGGAGUACACCUUCUGCUUCAGACGCGUCAUCUGGUCACACGUCCUCACCUUCGACAACGAGCUGUCAGUCACCCUGCACUUCAACCAGGUGCUGCCAGACUACCUGAAGGGUCUGCUGAAUGUGAUUCCUACUGGGAGAGCGAGUGAACAGCAACUCAGCCAGGUGGCCAAGCUAGCAGCACUGCAGCACCGCAGCAAGGAAUGCCUCUACACACCUACAGCACAUGAGGUUGCGGAGUACAUUCCAGCUCAGCUGUUCGUCAAGCAGGGACCCAAAGAGUGGCACACACUGGUGUCGCAACACACACACGCCACACAAGCGCUCAGCACACACCAGGCCCGCGCACAGUUCCUAGGUCUGGUGUGUGCCUUCCCCAUGUUUGGCUCCUCCUUCUUCUACAUCAUCAGCAGCAGCAACCCCUCAGUCUCCGCCCCCUGCAUCCUGGCUGUCAAUCAAAACGGACUCCACUUUCUGCACAAGGACACACAUGAGUUGCUGGUGCGUUUCCCUCUGAAGCAGGUCCAGGCCACACACACUCAGAGGCCGAGCAGCGGCCACACACACAGCUACCCCUACGUGGACAUCCUAAUAGGAGAUCUCAACACACAGAGGGUCACACAACUACAACUGGAACAGGGCCUGGAGCUGUGUCGGGUCAUUGCCAUGCACGUGGAGAACCUACUGUCAGUCCGCGAGAAGAGGCUGACUCUGCCGCCCAGCGAAAUCACGCUACUCUAA